UCGUAGAUAGGACUCAAUUUCCCAUGGUGCUAUACGGCACAUGUGAGUUGGUCAGCUGACCUCUCACAUGACAGAUGUCAGCAGUGAUGGCAAAAGUAAGCACAUAGCAUUCAAUAAUCUACUGUAGUAGGCAUAUUUCAUGCCAGACCGGAGAGUCUGCCGUCUCGGAAAACUUCACCGGUUGCUCAGCAAGUCACAUGACUGACAUGACACACCGCUGUCUGCACGCGACUCGUCCCUUGGCGUAAAUAACACAAUGUUGGAACACUUGUUUGUUUAGCCGAAAAACUACAGGCUUCAGACCUCAACCGCACCCUCUACACAUUUGAUGUUCCGUGAGAGGCAGUGACGGAGAACUGGAGGCUGUGCGCACUCUGCCAUCAUGGGUCCGGAGGGGAAAUCGCUCCUCAACAUCGUCAUCCUAGGAUUCGGGUUCAUGUUCAUAUUCACCGCCUUCCAAACAUGCGGAAACAUAGAGCAAACCGUUCUGAAGAGUUUCAACAGCACAGAGUUCCAUGGCAGUGGAUACACAAGCAUGUCCAUCAUCUAUGGAGUGUUCUCUGCCUCCAACCUGAUGGCGCCGUCUGUGGUGGCCGUCAUCGGACCUCAACUAGCCAUGUUCUUUAGUGGCCUACUGUAUAGUGGCUACAUUGCCAUGUUCAUCCACCCCCUGACGUGGACCUUCUACACCGCAUCUGUAGUGGUGGGAGUGGCUGCUGCAGUGCUGUGGACGGCGCAGGGCAACCUGCUGACCAUCAACUCUACAGACAGCAGCAUCGGCCGCAACAGCGGCAUCUUCUGGGCCCUGCUGCAGUUCAGUAUGUUCUUUGGGAACCUGUAUGUGUACGUUGCAUGGCACGGGAAGACGCAUAUAUCAGAUAAGGAUCGCCAGACGGUGUUUAUCUCCUUGACGGUGAUCAGUCUGGUGGGCAGCUUUCUCUUCUUCCUGAUUCAGCGCUCUGAACCAGAGGCCUCGGCCCCCGACGACACGUCCCCUGAGCCAAGUGACCCGCUGUUGCCGCCGGAGACACUGAUUGACAGCUCCACCGUCAUCACGGUGGCUCCUGGUGUAUGGGUGCAGGCGCUGGAUGCCUUCAAGAAGGCCCUGAAGCUGUUUGUCACUAAGGAGAUGCUCCUGCUCAGCGUCUGCAUCGCUUACUCAGGUCUGGAGCUGACGUUCUACAGUGGUGUGUAUGGCACCAGUAUCGGGGCGAUGGACGUGUUUGGGGGCGAAGCCAAGAGUCUGAUUGGACUAUCGGGAAUAUGCAUCGGCAUCGGGGAGAUCCUAGGAGGUGGGUUGUUUGGCAUGCUGAAUAAGUGCAACAGGUUUGGGCGUAGUCCAGUGGUGCUGCUGGGUUUGGUGGUGCACUACGCCGCCUUCUAUCUCAUCUUCCUCAACAUCGCACCCGACGCCCCCAUCGCACCCGAACAGGGCACACACCUCACUGCCUUCAUCACACCAAGCGUGGAGGUUGCCCUCCUCUGUAGUUUCCUGUUAGGUCUGGGUGACAGCUGCUUCAACACUCAACUGCUAAGCAUUGUGGGAUACGUGUUCCGAGAAGACUCCGCCCCCGCUUUCGCCGUCUUCAAGUUCAUACAGUCCAUCAUGGCCGCGGUGGCGUUCCUGUACAGUAACUACCUGUUGCUCCAUUGGCAGCUGUUGAUUCUGGUGCUCAGCUGUUUCCUGGGGACCAUCACCUUCUUCCUAGCCGAGAAGAUCGCUCUGCAGACACGGGAGACGACAGACUACGACAGCAUAUAACCCAACACACACACACACACACACACACACACACACACACACACACACUCGUGCGGGCACACACACUCAUGCACUAGCAUGCUCGCACGCACACAUGCGGGGAGUCCAACCACAACAGCUUAUAAUCACCAAGAGUCGCUCUGCGAACAACAUGGGAGACGCACCACGACUGCAUAAUAAUCCUGGCUAUCAGCCAUACGCACAUGGGAGUCACAAGAUUACGACAGCAUAUAAUCAUCAUUAGCUUUCACAUGCGGGAAUAAAGUCACACUACUACGACAACAAAAAGACACACUCAGAGAAUUACACUGCACAUAUGAGGCAUAGACUAUGGCAAUAUAUAUAUAUAUAUAUAUAUAUAUAUAUAUAUAUAUAUAUAU
Messenger RNA from Engraulis encrasicolus (European anchovy), 2142 nucleotides. It is a transcript of the gene mfsd11, whose product is annotated as major facilitator superfamily domain containing 11. The record is from RefSeq and is a predicted model, not a curated record. The transcript is spliced from 14 exons. NCBI's taxonomy places the organism in Eukaryota, Metazoa, Chordata, Actinopteri, Clupeiformes, Engraulidae. Bases 383 to 1762 code for a protein of 459 amino acids.